This is a messenger RNA of Cyclocybe aegerita, 7383 nucleotides long. The record is from the annotation of a GenBank genome assembly. Lineage: Eukaryota; Fungi; Basidiomycota; Agaricomycetes; Agaricales; Hemipholiotaceae.
AUGCCAGCAAAGGGCGACAAUGAAAACAAUAGCCCAGAAAUCAAGAAACCAAAGCCUCGACGUCUCUUUUCUUUCGACUCUAUCAAGUCGGCCGCUUCGUCUUCCUCACGCCGUUCGUCAACCGACAACGAUGUUCCGAGAGGAACUCGCCCGUUGAACCCUUUUGAUCUCUCCAACGUAGAGGAGAGGGACGACGAGAAAGAGGAUAAAAUAACCUCUAUCGAUGCGAAGAAGCAAGAGACUUAUUUUACCUCAGAGAGUGCAACUGCUGGCGUCUUAAGCCCUCCUCCAGGCUCGGAUCGCCCUCAUGCUCGAUUAGAGCCUGUUCGGCCAAUAUCGAUAGCACCAACCCGACCUUUUUCUCCCAACAACACACCUGCUACCCCUUCGCCGACCAGAGUGCGCUGGGAGAAUCUCAGACAGCAUGUUCUACCACCUUCACGCCCACUCACGCCCCCUCAAAGACCUCCUUCUGCCCAGUCUUCGGUCAGCUCUCUUCUGCAGCGAUCGACCACCCCGAAACCUUCACGACUUGGUAAAUUGGCAUUCAGGCAAGUCGUUGAGGGGGCACAAGGAAUAGUGGAUGAAACGCGCAAGUUCGGGGAGGAGAUUCUGCGAGCGUGCGCAAUUGCCCGUUAUUCCGAGCAACAAAGGUCUUCAAAGGAGAAAGAUGCAUCAACCACGACUCUUACAGGAGGUACUACGACUAUGUCUUCCGCUGCGGCUGCUGCAGUCAAGAGGAUGGACUACUUGCGCCGGCCCCAGUCAACGUCGUCGGUUGCACUCACAUCAGUGGCUGCUGGAAUAUCUGCUGCUCCGUCUCUUAGGUUCUUGUACCAAAUCCUCUUCUAUCAUGCAGGCCUUAUCGAAGAAGGUGCACAAAGAAUUUCAAGGCAUCUCCCACAUGAAUACCAAGUACUUUCCACCCUUCUAUGUCCUUUUCUCCUGCCCACGAAGUAUCCCGGCGAAAAGCUCCAAGAAGAGCAAAUCACAAGUGUGGAAGCAUUUGAACUCGUGUCGAAGAGUUGGAUACCGUGUGACGAAGCGGCAAAGGUUGAAAGAUGUUUAUGGUGCAUCAAGGCUGCUGCUGGUCUUGCACCUAGCCCCAUACGAACUCGAGUUCUAGCUUCGUUAUGGAAACUCCUUGUUUCAGGCGAUAGGAACAGAACUUUGUUAACAGUGGAAGGUUUCCAAUCCAUAUCAAGUGGUCUGUUAAUACUUUUGGCUGCCUUCUAUCGUCCACCCGCUGCCGUCAGCUCGUUUGCGUCCAUUCCUGCCAACUUCCAACAACCUCCCCACCCAGAUAUACACCUUGUUCAGGAUGUCAUCCAACAAUUUCUUUCUGGUUCCAUGGGCGAACUCGAAGAUGAUGCAGUAGAGGAAGAGUAUGGAGUAGAGUUUGGGAUACGAGACAGGCGUCAUCUUGGGGCUGUGCGGAGAGCCGUAUUCCUGGAGGCUCUGGUUAUUUGCAUGGAGAACGACCCGCCUGCGAGAGAGUGGCUUCUUCAGAAUGCUAUUGAGCAAUACUGGCCGAUGCCUUCUGACGACACCACGCUGACGACUUUACAAGCGUCAAUAUGCAUUCGUAGACUGAACACACUCUGUCGAUUGUUUACGAUCCUCCUCCAACAUUCGAUGCCUACACCCUCUUCUCCUGUAGCCUCUCCUGGCCUUCAAUCUCGGAUGUCAUCUUCCUCAUCCGAUUCCUCUUUGACUUUAGGCUCGCUCGAAUUCCAAGCUAGGGACUCGAAGUUGCCAACCUUGAUUGCGUCUAUCAUCCAAGCGAGGGUCAUCCCGGCAGCAGAAGCAUUGGGCAUAGAAAACGAGGCAGAUCCCAAUGCCGUCCUCAGUGCGCGACAACAAGUUGCGAGAAUUCUGUUGCAAAUACUUUGCUUGCGUCCAGGUUUCGCAAGCUCUCCCAAGGAGGAUGUAUUUGGGGGCAUCAACUCACAGGCUGUCGGAAACAAGGAAGAAACAACAGACGUGGUUAGAUGGGUAAUUAGGAUACUCUCGGGUUGGUACAGAGCGGGAAACUCGUUGCCUUGGAGAGAAGUUUUGGACAAGACGUUCCGGCAGGUAAUUACAGGAGAUUGGCGCACAUCAACGGCAAUUCUGCUCGCCUUGCUUGACCAUAUCCCUGAUGACCUCAAGAAGAAUGUUUUCGCCUCUAUAUUUCCCGCUCUCAACGAUCAACUAGUCCAAGAUCCUCCUCCGUACCCAUUCCCAGACCUGACCAUGCUCUUUACCUCGCUUUCUCGUCUCCUACCGCCCAUCUUCUUCAAACCUAUGUUUGCAUGUGCAGCUUCAGACAAGGAGGUCAUCGUCGUCAACCAUCUGUGCACCCUCCAGGUGCAUGCGAAAUACGUUAAGGACUACUGGAUUCGGGACGUCGAGAUGAUGUGCGUUGCGCUUCUCGGCGAAGCUGGUAGCACGCCGUCUGGAAAUAUGGAAGGACAGUGGGGCUCUGUUCGACUUGGCCAGCUAGUUCUGCUGGUGGAGUUGAUUGGCAAAGUACAGGAUGUCCGGCAUGAAAAGGAGGGAGCUGGAAACUCGUCGGAUGGCAAGUUCAUUGAGGUGAUCCGCUUCGUCACUGCGCUGGAAAGUCGAUUGUGGCAGACUAUUGACGUCAAGGAACGAAAAUUCCUACUACCACCAUCCCAUCGUAUGCUCUUCUGUAUGCUUUUCCGCGAGAUUCGAUUGUUGACGCGGUCCUCGAAACCGGCACCAUGGCUGCCGAGGACACUCCAGUGGUUCGAUGCAUAUUGCGCAGAUGAGCACGUCGGCGAUCUUGAGCAAGAAGUUACACUCUCCGUCGAACGUAUCCAAGGAUUGUAUAUGGCUGCCCAGGAAGGAGUUCAACAAAUCAACAAGCGACAUAUCUCAAUGCUACUUGCCCGCGCCUCCUCCAAAGUGAUUCCGACGGAAGGCGCCGAUCCCAAUCUGCUUGACCUAGCGGUCACUUUUGUUGAGCACCGCAAGUUGAUCGAUUCGUUGUCCAAGGGAUAUAUCUCCAGGACCAUGAAGCUAUUUGUAGCUUUGUCGACUUUAAUAUCAGUCCAAGACUAUCAGAACCUUGCUCCCUCACUUUGGCAGCACUCCUUGGUGGACAACAUGGAUCCAUCGUCAACUGCCUCUGCUUGCUUCCUUCUCAUGCAGUGUGCAGAGAAGGCGCCUCUGGAUUUGCAAGCCAUCAUUGAGGUAGACCUCCAGACAUCUGACGAUAUGAGCAGACUUGAAGCAGUGCGCAAAAUCAGCAUCCUCGUCAACUGGAGAUUCCAAAUAUCGUCUCAAAACUAUGUAACUGACCGUAACCACCGACCAUUUAAAUUAGCCCGGCCACCCUUACCCUUUAUCGCCGCUGAUAUGGGCACAAGCUUAUAUGUUCAUGCAGAGGAUCACAACGAAAGCCAAGAUAAAGACGAUGUGCCAUUGGAACUGAAGAAACGAUUAGCGGAACUUGGUUGGGCCGAAGAAAAUGCUGGAAUACCUGAUCCUCGACAAGAAUGGAUCAAGAUUCCUUUGUCGAUCUUACCUGCCAACCAAAUGGAUCGCCUGGAAGUCGGUUCCAACGACGCUCCUCUAUCGCCCAAUCCAACACCACAGCCAUCACCGCAGAAAGCACGUACUCAGCGAGAUCAGCAACAGUCAUCUCUUCAUCCAGUUGAUGAGGCCGUUGCUCUGCUCAGACGAAACUCGUCGUCGGGAGGUCCCGCGAACGGCGUCAAACGUCGAGCCAUUUUUGUUCCAUCUCUUACCCUUAUUUUUCCGCGUCUGGCAUCGCUGGUUUUCGACCCAAACUUCAUGGUCGCCUCUGCAGCUCGGACGACAGUUCUCGACCUUAUGCGAAACGACCCCGCUCUACUUGUCAGACCUGUCCUUGAUUUUUUAGUCGGAGAACAGAAGGACCUGAGAAUGGCAAUCUCGUCUUUCACAGCUUUCCUCCACAUCCGUCGGGUUCUGCCACCACCAUUGACACACUAUAUAUUCAACAAUUUGUCUGGAUUCUUAAAAGCUGCGACAAGAAAUGUCGAAAGUCAAGAUACUUUAGAUCAAUUCGGACAGGUUGCCCCUAUUUUGGCUGGUUUGGCGACUCAAGUUAGUGGAAUGACCAUUCGCGAGAUCCGUCGUUCCAAGAUCGAGCACUUUUUCAUUCCAACUGGCUCUCUGUGGUUUGCAGGUUCAGCUCCUAAAGGACCAAUGUUUCCGCGAAACAUCGGACCUUCUGGUAAUCCCUUCGAACCCGUCCCGCCUCGCCUUGUCUCUAUAACCAUGAUUCGAGUCUCCCAGAACCUGUUUUUUUUGUCAAUGUUGAAGCGCAACUAUCAAGACGUGCAGAUCAUACGAAAAAACAUGACUCGCCUUGUGCUACCAUCACUCGACGAUGAAGGCCUCAUCAAGAGUCUGGAGAUGAGCGACUUCGUCCCCAAGCAACAGACGCCGGAUCCUCGACCGCCUUUGAAGAAUCGAGUUGUCGAAGUCCUCUCCUCGAUGGUCGCCCGAAGCUACAUUCUCCUUGUCGCCCAGAUUUUCCGUUCUAUGCCACGGCACUUGAGCGACCGCCAUGAAUUAGCCAUUCUCACUGAGGGUUUGAAUCGUGCGUUGUUGGCACAUAGUGACGAUAUCACUAUCAUCAGCCAAGUACUCAUUGCCCUCAUGGUCGCAGGUACACGGUUUAGACGUUUAUUCAUGACAGGUGGUGGAUAUACUCUGUUCAUGCCGGCUCUGGUUAAGGUCUACACCGAGAAGCCGUUGCACCCGGGAAUCCGCUUAGCCAUCGAAUAUGCAGUCAGUCGGUUCUACGCUUUACACAAAGAGGCCUUCCUGUACCAAAGUGUCAGCACGAUUGGGCAACUUGCUAUGCUACCAGACAUCGAUCCCGAAUGGUUUUCCAAAGGCGUGUACGACUUGUUUACAUCUCUGAGGAAGGGAGCAACAACCUCAACGACGGAUAUGGCUGGAAUCCACGAUGUUAAUAAAGCCGAAGAACGCGAAGCCCUUAUUCUUAAUACCGCCGAUGAGACACCACAAACAUUCCUAUCAUCUAUGCGCCGGGUUGAAUCCCAGAAUGGUUUCCAGAUGGCCUUCCAAGUUCCAGAUCAAUACGAAACCCAUCGUUUGAGUAUGGACGAUUUCGUUCGGCUAUUUUUGACCGUCAUCGCUCACGAUCUCUCAAGAGCACGAGCACAAUACUUCUUGCGUCUCCUUCGUCUUCUUUCCCCACAUCUGUACAACGCCUCUGGUUCCACCAGGGCAGUCCUUGCCGAUGGCAUAGCUGCGCUUGGUCUCAUCAUCACGAAAACUUUCGCGAAACCCAAGGGUGGAGAGACCUUUACAAGGUCCUCAAACAUCGAAGAAGACGAAGCAUUCCUUUCUCCUGGGACAGGAGUCGAAGACGCUGCGAAGGAAAAGUCCAAAGUCCCGAGCGAUUCCAAAGCUGUAAGACUCGACUUUCUUCGACUUGUCCUAGCAUUUGGAAAAGCAGGCGGUCAAGUUUCGCUUCCCGUUGCCCGCCAGGGAAUGGAUGUUGUCAAGAGCCUUUUGAAAGACUGGAGCGAACUAAAUUUUGAUGUCCUAGCAUCAAUCCUCGGCGAUUUCAUCAGCAUGUUGCUCAAUCGAGAAGAGCCGCCAGUCCCAAAAGCUGUUGUUGCUUUUCUACAAGAACUAUCUCCUAUUCUCCAUGCAUACAUGGUCACGAUUGACUUUACUGAUGUUUUUGAAACUGUCCUCAACUUGUCAAAAAUGCCAAUGUACGCCAACGAUCUCGCCUUCUCAGAAGUUGUUGUGGGUGAGGUUUGUUCGGCUGGAUUGGCGGCAUGCGACCUGGCCGCUUCAGAGAAUCAGCUCAUCACUCUUCAAUAUCGACCUGUCCUUGUCUCCCUUUGUGCAGAAAGUAUCUUUCUGAAAGGUGUAGAUAUAAUCGGAGAACUCGAGAGGCGUCCGCCAACCUAUCAAUUCCUUGCCGGAGUCAUCCUUCCUCUCACCCUUGCGAUGAAAACGCAAGCCCAGAUUGUUGGUGACGGAAUGCGAACAGAAGAACACCGCAAGGCUUUGACCCAUGCUUGGGUCCGUUUACUCUUCUAUGCCAUGUCUGCGUGCCAGAAGAGCCGAAGGGACGAAGACGGAUCUCGAAAUGUCUUCCGUGGUAUAGGAGGCUCGUUCCGUUCUAAGAGCGAUAAAGGCAAGCAGGAAGGUGCCUUUUGGCGUUCUCAUCUACCUACCGUCAUGACCGCGCUUCAAGUCAUCAAAGUCAUCAUGGUCCGUGGGACGGAAAGUAUCACAUCCCUUCCACGACUUGGGGUUUGGGAGAGGCUCGCCAGCUUCUUCAAGACAAUGCUCUCCGAAGGGAGUGGGGAGUUCGCCUUGAAGGCAGAACCCAGCUCGAACACUACAACGCCCACUGGGUCCCCUCGCAGCAGCUCGCAGUUCGAAACGUCUAAUUCCAAUCCUGGUUUCAACCUUUUCGUCUCGACAUCAUCCGACCUCAACCGCCCAGGUUCUCCUUUCUCUCAGACAGGGACUGUCAAAGCAUUGUGUCGUCCACGUAUGAUCGACUACUCCCUGUGGUCUGUGCUUGAGUUUGUUUGCAGCUAUCGCAGCCCACUGCGGAUGCAGCUGAAGCUACUUGUGAUGGAGAAGGUUAUUGCCUUAGAUGAGCAACUUCAGCUGCAAGGAGGCAAACCCCUCGUCAGCGGUGGUCUUAGCCCAUACCCAACCUCACCCAGCAGUCGCCGCGUUUCAACAUCUAUCUUUUCCAAAGCCAGAGCGCGUGCAUCUGGGGCAACGGGCAUCUCUCCUGACUCUUCGCUCCGUUUAAUGCCCAGUCCAUCCAACCUCCUACCAUCUCCAUCGAUGCUUGAUAUUCCACCUAGGAGGGCAGGGUAUCAAAUAUCCCCCAUAUUGCCUCAAGAUCGGCCACUUGGAAUGCCAAAGAUUGUCCACCUUGGACCAACUUCUCCGUCUGCGUUUCUACCCAUCUCCUCCCCUAUCAUCGGCAGUGGUGGGGUCAGAAACAGCCGCAUAGGCGGUGCAUCUGUCGCCGAAAGCGACGCUACAUCGCGUGCACACGCCACGAAGAUAAAGUCGGUACGGCUCAUCCAGGAAACAUAUCGUCGGAUACGUUGUGUCCAGACGUUCAUGGGUUACGAUCUACUCCUUCCGAUACCCAGUGUCGGUAUAGCGAUCAAGGAAAAGGAUGGUAGUGGUGAGGCGACAUUGGAGUCUUGGACGAAGGCAGAGGCGCUCGCCGCGAUUGUCGCGGAGAUGAAGGAUCUUCUGGAGGAAUUCGAGGAAGGCCUUGGUACGGAGGACCUUGAAGACAGCGUCAUGGUCGAGGUUGAGCCACCAACACCACAAAGCCCCAACCGCUCAUUAGUCAUUGCAUGA